GACGCAGCCUGCGCUGGAUGAACUGACUUCUCCGUUUGCAUCCAGCCCACCUGCGAAAACAUCUCACACCUCGCAGAAAAGCAAGAAGGCGAAAGAGCUCUGCAAGCGCUCCAGAGAUCAGAUGAUUAUUGACGCCGGCCAGAAGCAUUUUGGUGCCGUAGUUUGCAAGUCGUGUGGCAUGAUCUACACAGCCACUAGCCCGGAGGAUGAAGCCCAACACAUCCAGCACCACGAGAGGUUCCUCGAGGGACUCAGAUACGUGGGUUGGAAGAAGGAACGGGUUGUGGCAGAGUUCUGGGAUGGGAAAAUUGUACUGAUUCUUCCAAAUGACCCAAAGUAUGCUGUCAAGAAGGCAGAAGAUGUGCGAGAAAUUGUAGAUAAUGAAUUGGGAUUUAAGCAAGUUUCUUUGAGCUGCCCAGCCAAGACUAAAAUAUACUUGUUUGUGUCCAAUGAGAAGAUGAUUGUUGGGUGCUUAGUGGCUGAAUCAAUCAAGCAGGCUUUCCGGGUGCUGUCUGAGCCGGUAGCCGUACCGUCCCCCAGCCAGGACGCCCUGCAGCACCACCGGGCUUGGCGCUGCUCCACGGAGCCGGAACCCGCCAUCUGUGGUGUCAGCAGGAUCUGGGUGUUCGGCCUGAGGCGCAGGAAGGGGAUUGCCCGUCGCAUGGUGGACGUGGUCAGGAGCACCUUCAUGUACGGCUGUUACCUGAGCACUGAUGAAAUCGCCUUCUCUGACCCAACGCCGGACGGCAAGCUCUUUGCGAUGAAAUACUGCCAAACCCCCAACUUCCUAGUUUACAAUUUUAUCUAUAACAACUGA
This is a messenger RNA of Tauraco erythrolophus (red-crested turaco), 817 nucleotides long. The record is from RefSeq and is a predicted model, not a curated record. Lineage: Eukaryota; Metazoa; Chordata; Aves; Musophagiformes; Musophagidae.